Nymphaea colorata (pocket water lily) is the source of this 763-nucleotide messenger RNA. Its product is annotated as late embryogenesis abundant protein D-34-like. The coding region runs from base 173 to 568 and encodes 131 amino acids. The record is from RefSeq and is a predicted model, not a curated record. Lineage: Eukaryota; Viridiplantae; Streptophyta; Magnoliopsida; Nymphaeales; Nymphaeaceae. The transcript has a single exon.
UCUUGACUCGAGUCCAUAUGCUGCAGAGAGAAACCGCCAUGGACGUUCCUAUAAGACCUUGAGGGAUGAUUCCCUGGAGACCAACAGCCUCUGGCGGUUCUGUAUCAUUUUGAACUUCCGAAGUUCUCGGUGGUAUCCCUUUCUUGCUGCUUACUGAAAUUGCAGAGAAAAUAUGAGUCAACGUCAGCCUCAGAGGCCCAGUGACACCCCGCAGGGCCAGACGCGUACCGAGCCCAUCAAGUACGGCGACGUGUUCGACGUCUCCGGCGGGCUCUCCGAACAGCCUGUGGCUCCGCGGGACGCCGCCAUGAUGCAGUCGGCAGAGAGCCGCACUCUCGGCGAGAUCCCGAAGGGCGGAGCAGCCGCGACAAUGCAGUCCGCGGCCAGGCGCAACGAGAACGCCGGCCUUGUCGACCACGACGAGCGGUCUGCGGCAGCCCAAGAGAGAAUGACGGUCAGUGAGAGGGCCGUGCCUGGUGGCCGCGUCGUCACCGAGUCGGUGGGCGGACAGGUGGUCGAGGAGUAUGAGACUCCGGUGCCGGUGACGUCUCGGCCGGCGGUGACCUGAGCCGUUUCGACUCAGUGCCAAGUCUUUGGAGUUUCCUUUUGGUCUGUUUGUUUUGGGGGGAAGCUGUUGUAAGUCGGGUUAACUAUGGGUUAGGUAUGAUGUAUAGGUCGAUCUAUGUAUAAUAUGGGCUGGCUAUGGUAGGGUAUGGAGUUUUGGUGGCACUAUGUAAUCUUCCUAUGAUAGCGUAAUGAAAGG